This is a messenger RNA of Hirundo rustica (Barn swallow), 3416 nucleotides long. RefSeq names its product solute carrier family 2, facilitated glucose transporter member 5-like. The transcript is spliced from 13 exons. Bases 1480 to 3033 code for a protein of 517 amino acids. Gene Ontology annotation, biological process: monosaccharide transmembrane transport. Gene Ontology annotation, molecular function: hexose transmembrane transporter activity. Gene Ontology annotation, cellular component: membrane. The record is from RefSeq and is a predicted model, not a curated record. NCBI's taxonomy places the organism in Eukaryota, Metazoa, Chordata, Aves, Passeriformes, Hirundinidae.
CACUGACGUUCUCCAGCAGAUUUAGAGUCCUGGAAACUAAGUUUGCCCUCUUAAUAUUCUGCCCCCCCCCAAAGAUAUCAGGGUUUCACAGGGCCCAACCUUGAGCAUAGAUCACUCGGUUGAGGGUAAAUAAAUCCCUGCUCACGUGCAGAGGAGCUCUUACCAUGAGCUGGGUGAGGGCAGAGGAGACACAGAGCAGAGUUAAAGUCUCUGGGGUGAAGAGCAGAUGUAAAACCUUGGAAUGUGCUGCAGCUGAAAUGGAAAAUGUGCUUGUAAAAUGCCUGUAAAAUCAGCUCUGCUCGUUCCUGGCUCUGUCCUUUGCCCAAGUCCAACAGCAUCCCAGCUGCUGAAGAUGUCACACCCUUGCAACGGCUUUGAAAAUCCAAGUUGAUUUCCUGUCCUGUCUCCCUUCACCAGCCUCUCUUCCAAGAUCAUCCCCGAGCCAAUUACGGCCUUGGAAAUGUUGUUACCAAAUUUUUGCUGUGUUUGGAAAAUAUUCAAACUGUUCUGCUGCCGUAAGCAAAUGUUUACUCUGAUGAGGGGUUUGAUGACAAACAUACGUGCUCUGUUUGACUCCUGUAUGUUUCAAGAUUAUUUCUUCAAGCUCAGGAGCAGGGUUUAAAGACCAUGACAGAGAAUUCUCCUUCCCUGUAUUUACAGUGUCUGAGCAGCUGUCAUCCUGCCAAGAGCUCCCAGAGGGUGCUUUUAAAGGACUGGAAUUCCACGAUGGAAAUUUGUCCUCUUUACAGUUUCCCCAGCUCUGGGGCAGAAUUUUCCCUCUUGGUUUGAGAUCUGUAAAGGUGAGGAGAACAGGAGUGCUGGGCUCACUCACAGCUACACAAACUGGGGCACGGGAGCUGAUCCCCACCGAGAUCCCGGGACCAGCGUCCUUCAGGCUGCUCACUGAAAACAAAGGCAAUAAAAGAGAAAUGCCAAGGAAUCUGGGGACUAAAUUCCACCACACUGAGAGCAGCAGGGCUCUGUUCUUCCUCCUGCUCGGAGGCACGCUGCUUCCACGUGGAGGAGGCGAUGCUGCAACCAGCCAGGGAACGCGUGCAGGACACAUGGAAAAGAGGCGUUGCCCAAGAGAUGCCUUUUUUUCUGAGCUGGCUGAUAAAAAUAGACAGACCAAUAAACAGGAGGUUUGGUUCUUGUUCCUCUGGCUGCCGGGGAUGCCUGUGAACUUUGCGUUUGUCCGAUAAACUCUGCGCUUGCGGUGGAUGAUUAACCAGGUCCUGGGCUCUUAAAGCGGCCCCGUAACGGAGGAGGUUAAUAGAGAGCCAGCAGCACGUGGAGCAGCUCCUGCAUGGAGAGGGACAGCAACUCAAGUGCUUUGGAGUGACGCUGUGGCAGCGCACGGGGAGGAUGAGCCCUGGGCACUGAGGAGAGCCUGAGCCAGCUGCUCCCUGCCAGGGCACCUCCAUCCCCCAGGCUGCCUUGACUGGAAUUGUGCUCGGCGUCUGUGAUUCCCACCCCAACAUGAAGCUGAAAGGAGAGAAGCGGGAGAGCUCCGAGGGCAGCGAAGGUGCCAAGGGGAAAAUGACACUUCCCCUGGCCCUGGUAGCUCUGAUUUCUGCCUUUGGAUCUUCCUUCCAGUACGGCUACAACGUGUCCGUGAUCAACUCUCCUGCCCCGUACAUGCAAGACUUUUACAACAGAACCUACCUGGACAGGACAGGAGCGCCCAUGGAUGGAGGCUUCCAGACGCUGCUCUGGUCCCUCACUGUGUCCAUGUUCCCUCUGGGUGGCUUCUUUGGCUCACUCAUGGUGUGGCCAAUGGUCAACAACUGUGGCCGAAAAGGCACUUUGCUGAUAAAUAACCUCUUCUCCAUCGCUGCUGCAAUCCUUAUGGGAACCUCCGAGCUGGCAAAAACCUUUGAAGUAAUCAUCCUUUCCCGUGUUGUCAUGGGAAUAUUUGCUGGUCUGGCUUCCAACGUGGUUCCCAUGUUCCUUGGAGAAAUGUCCCCCAAAAACCUGAGAGGAGCCAUUGGGGUGGUCCCACAGCUCUUCAUCACCAUUGGCAUCCUUGCAGCUCAGAUCCUUGGUCUCAACAGCAUCCUCGGGAAUGCUGAAGGGUGGCCUGUGCUGCUGGGGCUCACCGGGAUCCCCUCCCUGCUUCAGCUCCUGACACUGCCCUUUUUCCCCGAGAGCCCCAGAUACCUGCUCAUCCAAAAGGGCAACGAAGAGCAGGCACGGAGAGCUCUGCAGAGGCUGCGGGGCCGGGAGGACGUGGAUGAUGAGAUCCAGGAGAUGUACCAGGAGGACCAGUCAGAGAAGGAGGAGGGGCAGUUCUCCGUGCUCAGCCUGUUCACCUUCAAGGGCCUGAGGUGGCAGCUCAUCUCCAUCAUCGUCAUGAUGGCAGGCCAGCAGCUCUCGGGGGUCAAUGGGGUCUUCUACUACGCAGACAGAAUCUUCGAGUCAGCAGGGGUGGCCAGCAGCAGCAUCCAGUACGUCACCGUGUCCAUAGGUGCCAUCAAUGUCGUCAUGACUUUGCUUGCUGUUUUCAUUGUGGAAUCCCUGGGGAGGAGGAUCCUUCUCCUGGCUGGCUUUGUGCUCUGCUCUGCCUCCUGUGCAAUCUUAACGCUGGCCCUCAAUCUCCAGAACACUGUCUCCUGGAUGUCCUACCUGAGCAUAGUCAGCGUCAUUGCCUACAUCAUUGGACACGCCAUCGGACCCAGUCCCAUUCCCGCCGUGAUGAUCACGGAGAUGUUCCUGCAGUCGUCCCGACCCGCGGCGUUCAUGGUGGGGGGCUCUGUGCACUGGCUGAGCAACUUCACCGUGGGGCUGGUGUUCCUCUACAUGGAGGCUGGGCUGGGGCCCUACUGCUUCCUCAUCUUCUGUGGCAUCUGCGUCACCACCAUGCUUUACAUCUUCUUUGUUGUUCCUGAGACCAAGAAUAAAACCUUCAUGGAAAUCAACAGGAUCAUGGCCAAGAGGAACAAAGUGGAGAUUCAGGAAAGCAAAGAGCUACAGAAUUCCUAUCCCCUGGGCAAGCAGGAAGAGAAGAAAGCGCUGUCCAGCAGUGAGAUGUGACCCAGCUGUGUUUGGCCUGACAGACUGUUCAGCAGGAAAACAAAUACAGGGAUUCCUCCUUCGCUGCUGGUCUGACAACCACGGAGCUGUUAAGGCUGGAAAAGACAUUUAAGAUCAAAUCCAACUGCAAACCUCAUGCUGCCAAGUCCUCCUCUUGUUCCAAGGAAAGGGAAAUGUCCUCAGCCAGCUCAGCUCUGUGACAAGGAGCCGAUGGCACGAGGUGAUGUGUGUCCCUGGAGUCCUGGUGACACAUCCCGGGGUCACAAGCCAGCCCUGGGGCUGGGUGUGGGGCAGUCCGGGCAAGGAGCACACAAAGCUCCUCUGAGGAACUGUCCCUCGUGUGUUUGAGGGCCCAGCAAGGGGAAAUUAAAUUCAAUUUGGUA